This is a messenger RNA of Physcomitrium patens, 3974 nucleotides long. Its product is annotated as putative RNA polymerase II subunit B1 CTD phosphatase RPAP2 homolog. Gene Ontology annotation, cellular component: cytoplasm; nucleus. Gene Ontology annotation, molecular function: RNA polymerase core enzyme binding; RNA polymerase II CTD heptapeptide repeat phosphatase activity. The record is from RefSeq and is a predicted model, not a curated record. Lineage: Eukaryota; Viridiplantae; Streptophyta; Bryopsida; Funariales; Funariaceae.
CGAGAACCUAGGGUUUGAGCGCACAGUCCGUGCUGCUGAAUCCAAUUCGGAGCAGUGUUGUUGCUCGAAUUGGUGAGGAAUUGGUUGGAUUUGAGGCGUGACAGUGAGCGAGCGUUGAUUUUGGUGAGGUUUGGGUUUGAGAGCAGUGGUGGUGGCAGUUGGUUGCGACGCAAUUGGAGGGAGUUUUGGGGAGCUAGGUGUUGACCUAAUUGCGUGAGUGGUGGUUUUGAGAGUUGGAGUAGCGUAUGGAAGGGGUGUUAGGAUUUCGCGGAGCGCGAGCGGACAUUGUGCGUGGAGGGAGGAGUGGGUGCAUGGUGAUGGUUGUGUGAGAAAUGGGAGGUGCAGAUGGUGUUGUGUUGAAGAGGGCGGAGGUGGAGAGAGCGGUGGUGUAGGAGGAGUGAGUGAUUUUUUGGGUAAGGGAGGGCGAAGGUGGUGAGUUGGAUGGAAAAUUGGAGGGAGGGAAUUGUAGGGGGUAGUGAGUGGGUUUUAGGGGCGGAAGUGGGAGUGAAGGAAUUGGAGGAGGAGGUGGCGGGAGUGUGUGAUGUAGAGGUGUGAAGUUGGAGUGGAUUGAGAUUGGAAGAAGUGAUGGCGGUGGUAUCGCUGUGACGCUGAAUGCAGAGUCGCGUGGAAGUCCAAGCAUUUUAUUCUGCGAAGCGGGGGAUUAUAAUAGAUCCGUUUGAGGUGAAGAAUAGUUUCGGUUAGAGGAUAUUUUUGAAAGGUUGUAAUAUCUGCGACGUCGGAGGAGAAUAUAUUUUGAGGUUUCACGUUUUUAGAUGGCGUCUGACGAUGUCAAAGCUGCUCUUUCUGCCGCGGGGGCGGCGAAAGCGAGGAAUUUUGAGCGGACCAUGAAGAUUAUGAAGAAGGCAGUGCUGGAGGUUCAGUUAAUUUUGCUGGAUGGGGUGAAUACGGACGAGCAGCUCCAAGCAGCUGGCAAAAUUCUUUCGCAGUCUGAGUAUAGUGAUGUUGUUGAAGAGAGGUUUAUUGCCAAAGUUUGUGGUUACACGCGGUGUGCUAAUUCACUUGAUACUGAGAAUAUGAGGAAAGGUCGUUACAGAAUUUCUCUCUCUGCGAAGAAGGUUUACGAUCUUGAAGAAUCUCGCCACUUUUGCUCUCCGUCCUGUUUGAUUACUAGCAAGGAUUUCGGGAACAAGUUACCUUUCCGUCAAGAUCUUCUCGAGUCAGCCAAAAUGCUUGAGGAAAUUUUAAGUUCGGUUAGGGGAUCGCAAUAUACGGCCAGGUCGAAGCCUACGAGACUGAAGGAGGAUAACGUUAUAAAACCUUCAGCUCGACCUAGGAAUGUGAAGCGUGGGAAGUUGCGCUCUAAAGAAACUCGGAAGGCUGCACCUGCGAGCUCUGACCUUAUCGAUUCUACAGUUGAAGGGCGUGGACACUCGGAGAUAAUUAUCUCGAGUUCUAAACCCUCCGGAGUUCCUGCAGACAAAAUUCUGACAAGCGAUAAUCCUAUUGACUUUCCGUCCGUAAGUUCUGGUUUUAAUGCGAAGGACACCCUGAUUGUAUCUGAACUGAAUCAGAACAAUAACUUAGCUUCAGAGCUGAACCCUUCUUAUCAUAGUGUCCUGAUCGUGCCUUCGACAUCAAAUUUCAACGGCAAAGAUGCAAAAGAAAUUGUUGAAAGAUCUACGAAUACCCCGAAGAAGCAUCUUGAAAAAGAUUCCCUUCAGUCUUCUGAUAUCUCAAGCAAAGUGGAAACGAAGUUCGGGAAAUUAAGUAUUCAGGAACGUGUUGGAGAUCAGCCAAAUUUACCUAUUUUCGACUAUGGAGGUGCAUCCGACGCUAUUGAAGGUUAUGUGCCCUUAAGGUCCCGUAACAAGGUAGUUUCGUCUGCGGAAUCGAAAACGAAAACUGAGGUCUCGAAGGACGGAAAUUCGAGUGGUGCAACUUCUAGAAGGGAACAGGAAGAACAACGAAAGAGGAUUAGUGUGGAAAGGAAUACUUCAGGAAAAGAGCCUCGCACAACAUUACGAGACAAGGUUUUGAGCUCUGAAAGGUCAUCUAGUGGCCAUCAGAACGAAGCAAAAGUUUUUAAAGAGUGGGAAGGUCUGCUAUCUGGAAGCUCCGAAAUUGGCCCAGCCAAGAUGUGCAUCACAGAGAUGGACGGUGGUACCGCUAAGUCCGCUGCUGAGUCUAGUGCCGCAGCUUCUGCUGCAUCUACCAGCGGCAACACAAGAAAUAAUGGCAUUCAGGGAAAACCUAGCAAUUUGAAGCCAGCUUUGAAGAAGCAGGCUAAGGUGAAAAAGGGUAUCCGUAAUGUUGUGUGGGCAGAUCAAGAUAAAACGGCCUUUGAUACCGGAAUAACAGAUUCUAAAGGGAGAUCUUCCAGUACAAAAGUUGACAAAGCGCUGAUCACUGAGGAUGGUUUUGAGGAUGUAAAGGGAUUGGAGGACAAAAUAAAAUCUAUGCAAUUGGAGGAAAAGGAGCUACCACAAACAAAAUUGGUAGAGUCUAAUUUGGAUACAGUCAUGGCCGCUAGAUUGGCAUCAGCUGAAGCUAUAGCCAAUGCACUAACUGAAGCAGCGACUUCUGCUGCUACUGGAGAGGUCGAUGGUAGUGAUGCUGUUGCUCAAGCCGGAUUAUCCAUUCUUUCAGCUACCCACAAUGCUAUUCCUGCAAGGGCAGGAAGUCCACAUGAAGCGCAAGAUCGCUCAGGAGAGAUUCCUGAUUCCAUGAAGAACUGUGCAGUUGAUGAAGAUGAGCUCUAUGAAAGAGCUGUACAAGCCCGAGAAGAAAUUAGGCGAUUGAAAAUGCCAAGGAAGCAUGAAGUCGAAAGUGUCGAAGAACAUGAAAACGACGAUCUCAUUGACGACCUUGAUUUGGAGGUCGAUGCCAAUUUCGACGACGAUGGUGAUGCUGACGACGACGACGACGACGAUGACGAUGAUACAAGUGGAGGUUUCGAAGGUGCAAGUGAGGUUGGAUUUAUGGCACCUCCGAAAGGAUUCAAAGCUGAGGUAUCUUUGUUUGGGACAAUAUUUAUGGCAUUAGAGAGUUGGACCUCGGGUGCUGCGCUGGCUCACAUAUAUGGCAAAGAGCCUCAGGAAGAGGACCAAUACCUGUCCGUGAAUGGGAGGGAGUAUUCUCGACAAGUUGUCAUUGGUGAUGGUGUUUCUUCUGAAAUCUUGCGUACCUUCUCGCUUUGUGUUUCACGAGCACUUCCUGAAGUUGUCCGUGCCCUCCGUCUGCCUGUUCCUAUGUCUACAUUGGAAGUGGCAAUGGGUAAGUUAAUCAAGAAUAUGAGCUUUGUCGAAGCAUUGCCUCCACUCUCAACAAAACAGUGGCGUAUGCUGGUGAUUGUUCUGUUGGAUGCCCUGUCUGUUCAGCGGUUACCACGGUUGGGAGUGCACUUAAUGAACAACCGCUCUGUGCUGCGUAAGGUGCUAGACUCUACUGGAACUAGUGAAUCGGAAUACGAUGUUUUUCGCGACGUGUUGCUCCCUUUGGGUCGGUCGCCAACCUUUUCAACUCUUAGCGGUGGCUGACAUGCACUCUUUUUAACCUAUCCCAAGUGGAAUUUUCGCCAUCACAAGCCGGUAUUUUUUUGCUAUGUGCGACAUGAGCGGACUCUAUUGUAAAGACCAUGGCUGUGGUAUAAUUGCUUCAAAGGGUAGCAUCUGAACACGAACUCGGUCUGGCUAUACCAAGCUUGCUAAUUUACGAGAACAAGUAAUGUAAUGUCUCCGGAUUGGCUAUGGAGGCAUAAAAUUCGACUCCACAGAGAUUAAGUCACUUUCUUGAGUUACCCUGAUAUAGAGGAGACUUGGUUUUUAGGUAGAUAUUCCUAGUGUCUAAGGCAAAGCUGGUCUCAAUUACAGCAUUGAUUCCUUUCUCUAGUACAAAUGAAAUCUACAGUGACUGCCAAAACUGAGUAUGAAAUCAGCUUGGUCAAAUUCAACAGACAAUGUAGGUAAAUUGGAUGCAACAAAAAUAAAACCAUAAAUUGCACAAGAUUACCAUCA